CAACUUCCUAUAAACCUUAAAUAACAAAAAAAUGUUCAAAUAUUUCCUUCUUGCUGCCUUGAUCGCCUGCGCUGCCGCUGGCAAUCCUGAGGAUGAGCAUGCUGAAGCUACUCUCUUAAAAUCCGAUGUUAGAGCUGAUGGUUUCGAUUCUGCUUUGGAGACCACCAAUCAUAUCCAUCAAGUUGCCUCCGGUGAUGAACAUGGCAAUAUUCAUGGUGAUUACGAAUGGGUUUCUCCCGAAGGUCAACAUGUUGCCGUCAAAUAUGUUGCCGAUGAAAAUGGUUAUCAACCUGUCAGUGAUGUUUUGCCUACACCUCAUCCCAUUCCUGUCGCCAUCUUGAAGGCAAUUGAAUACAUUCAUGCUCAUCCUCCAAAGGAAGAAUAUCAUCAUUAGGUUUUAAUUAAAAACUUAGAUGAACCAAAAAAAACUUUGCUUAAACUGCCAAUAAAGAUAAAAUUUCAUAAAGAAAUUUAAAU
Messenger RNA from Lucilia cuprina (Australian sheep blowfly), 477 nucleotides. RefSeq names its product larval cuticle protein 4-like. Gene Ontology annotation, cellular component: chitin-based extracellular matrix. The record is from RefSeq and is a predicted model, not a curated record. Lineage: Eukaryota; Metazoa; Arthropoda; Insecta; Diptera; Calliphoridae. The coding region runs from base 32 to 394 and encodes 120 amino acids. The transcript has 2 exons. Gene Ontology annotation, molecular function: structural constituent of chitin-based larval cuticle.